AUGUAUGAAGAUGAGCUAGGCUGGGAGGGGCAGGCCGACACUGGCAGACUGGCCCCCCUUUUCUUGGUCUUGGCUUCAACGGGUGCGCUCCGCGGUUGCUGCUGGUCCAUGAAGCUUCAAGGGCAAGGUCACGACGCACCUGCAGUGGUGCGAAACCGCGAUCCCUCCAACGUGGUAGACAGAGAGGGCCAGAUCAAGUCGGGGAUGAAGCGUCCAUACUCGAAAGGUGCCCAUCCUCCGGCGCAUCCUCCGUGGCCGAAGUCCUUCGCUGCGGAAUCUGGCCCUCCAAAACGGCAUCGCUUUGCAUUUCACACCCUGUUCGUGGCUCUUAUCACUGCUUGCGACAGACUCACAGACUCACAGGUUAGAGCAUGCCCUCCAGCAAUUCAGCAGUCCAGCCUCUAG
Molecule: messenger RNA, 405 nt
Organism: Colletotrichum abscissum
Lineage: Eukaryota; Fungi; Ascomycota; Sordariomycetes; Glomerellales; Glomerellaceae
Exons: 1
Coding region: 1-405 (134 amino acids)
Source: RefSeq, a predicted model, not a curated record